AUGAAUUCUACAUCUUUAUUACCAACAUUUUUAGAUGUGGAUCUGACAGUUUUACAUAUCGAGUGUCACAAGGAUAUUCUUAUGAAAUUUCAAGGCAAAAGCAACAGUGAGUGUCCCUUUGACUAUCACAUAUUGCAGAGGGAAAUACAGUAUAUGCCCAAAGUGAAGAAUGAUGUGAGAGUCGCUGAGUUCUGUCUGGUGGAGGAAAAGGUGACUGGAGAAUGGCAGAGAGGCAUAGUGGUGGGGAAGACCAACGAACUCUACACAGUGCUGCUCAUUGAUCGGGGAGAAGAACUGAGAGUCGAUGGGACUCGAGUAGCCUCUGCUUGUGACAAGUUAUUUGAGCUCCCUCCCAGAGUUGUAUGUGGCAUUUUUGCCAACAUACUCCCAGUUGGAGAGAAAUGGUCUCCCAAGGCUUUGAAUUAUUUCAAGUCACUAGUAGGAAUACAGCUGAAAGUCAAUAUGCAAACAGUUUUGCCUCUUCAAAUGAUUCUUCUUGAGGCGCCCAAAGUUAUAUCUGAAGUUCUUGAAUUGCAAUUAGGAAGAUUCAUUGAUAGGGAUACAUUCCGUCUCAUUGUGGAGAUACUAAAGGAACUCCCCAAGCCAAUGCCAGACCUCCUACACCAAAAAAGACCCAAGUCAUCAUUAAGUAGUAACAGUGUUUCACUUGAUGUUCAGUAUCUCCUGGAUAAUUUACAGCCGUCUUUACCAGUGGGAAGUUUGGACAGCGUCAAAGUGUCAUCAGCACUGGGUCCUGAGAAAUUUUAUUGCCAGUUACUUAAGUGGAUUCCAGAGCUAGAAGACUUGACAGACUGUAUGAAUUUGCAUUACAACACAAUAGAUCAAGAAAACAACCCCACUUGCGAUAAUUUUGGACUCCUGUGUGUUGCUAAAGGGACAAAUGGACAGUGGCAAAGAGGAAUUCUCCAGCAGCUGUUGCCCAACAAUCAAGUGAAAAUUUGGUUCAUGGAUUAUGGCAGCAGUGAGUCUAUACCCUCCAUUCAUGUGAAGAAACUGAAACAGGAUUUUAUUUUUGCACCGUUGUUUUCAUUUCCAUGUUCUCUGACAUAUUUACAUUGUCCAGACCCAGAAGUAAGAAAACGACAACUGACUACAUUUAGGCAAGCCCUGUUAGGGCAAGUAGUAUAUGCCCACAUUGACUGGUUCAGUGAGGAUGAACGUUUGUAUUAUGUGACUUUACAGUCUCAAGAAUCUGUAAUUAAUACUAAGUGUCUGCUGAGGACUCUGGGCACACAAAUACUUUGCCCUGAAUUUGAGUCAAACAUUUUCAGUGCCUUGAGUGAGGCAGACACUUCUGAUACAGGCAGCUUUGCAAUUGAUGGUUUCAUUGGGAAUGUUGAACAGUCAGUGGAUGGACUAAAUGAAAAAGAGGACUUCAAAGCAAGUUUUCCUAUUAAAACAGUAAGAAUGGAGAUAGAAUCUACCCACAUAGCAUUUGUAGUGAGUGUACUGAACCCAUCAAAUUUCUGGGUACGCAUUAGUAAGCAUCAGAAAAAAUUUGAAGACAUAAUGAAAUCUUUAAAUACAUUUUAUGAUGCAUCUGAAAAUGAUGAACUAACCCUGAGAAACCCUGAACCUGGACUGUUCUGUUGUGCCAGAUAUAGCAAGGACAGAUGUUUUUACCGAGCUAUCGUCACUGGAAUGAAUGAUUACUGGAUUAAUGUUUACUUCUUGGAUUAUGGAAGUACUGACUCCAUACCAUUUUUUGAUGCAAAAAUUUUGCUUCCAGAAUUUUGUGGUUUGCCUCCCUUAGCCAUGCACUGUUCACUUGCACAAGUAUCUCCUGUCACAUAUUCAUGGCUACAGGCAGCAACAGAUUAUUUCAAAAAAAUCGUUCUGAACAAAGCAAUUUUGCUUCAAGUUCGAGCAAAAAAAGGUGACAAGUACAUGGUGACUAUUCAGAAUAUUGAAGCCCCUGAAAAUAUGGAUGUUGUCUCCCUGAUGCUCCAAGCUGGAUAUGCAGAGUCUGCAGAGGUAGCAUCAUUAGAUUUCCCCAAAUCUGUCAGAGACUGUUCAGUGUUAAAGUUAAAAUCUAAAGAUACACUUCAUGAUAAAAAUGUUGUGGCCCCUGCCCCUCUCAAAAUACCUAAGCCUGAAAAAUGUCAUUCUGAAAAGCUGAAAGAAAAUUUCUCAUCUUUACACAGGUUCCUGGAUCUAAACAGUUCUCUCAAUUUGUGUUCUGAACCGAUCUCGUCACAGCCUUAUAAGGCAUAUGUGUUCAAGCCAGGGAAACUUCUCGAAGUCAACUGUUCUUAUUGUUAUGGCCCAGAUGACUUCUCAUGUCAGCUUCUGUGUAAGUUAGAGGAUUUGAAAUUACUGAUGGAACAAAUUCAAGAUUAUUACAGUAUUCAUCCAGAACCAUAUCAGACAGGGAAGAUAGCCUGUGUGGCUAAGCAUUCCAGAGACGGGAAGUGGUACAGGGCUGCCAUUUUGACUCAAGCAUCAGAUCAAGAGGUUGAACUAAUAUUUGUUGACUAUGGAAAUCAAGAGAGAGUUUUCAUUAAAGAUCUUUGUGCUAUCAACCCACAUUUUCUUACUUUAGAAGCCCAAGCUUUCAGAUGCUGCCUCAACUAUUUAGUUGAUCCCACUACUUGUAAUCUAUUAGACUGGACAGCAGAGUCAUCCAGAGACUUUGGAAAUUUCAUUGCUUCAUGCGGAGGACUAUUUACUUGUAUCGUGUGUGCCUUAGUUCUCAUACAGCCUAGAUGCUUAUGUAACUUAGUGGACUUACAAUCGUCACUUAUAAGUGCAAAUGAAUAUUUCCUUCGUUGUAGCUCCAUCCACUGCAGUGUCUUACCAAGGCCACUCCCACUUUCAGUCAGUCUUUACAGUUACUAUUACUCUUCCUUUGAUAUAAAGAUUGGAAGUGAAGAAGAUGUGUGUAUAUCUCAUGUGUAUAGUCCCAAAAAGUUUUAUUGCCAGCUUUGUAGAAACAGUAAAGAUUUAGAGAUGUUGGAGAGAAAAAUCACAGAGAUGAUUAGCCUUAAAAUGUCUUCCACAUAUGACUGGAACAGAAUGAGAUUGUGUAUCUGUAAAUACAUAGAGGAUGGGCUCUCAUACAGAGCCUUGGUGAAGACAACAGAGUCGCCAUCUGGCCCUUGUGUUUAUUUUGUGGACUAUGGGAAUGAGCAAUUUGUAGAAGAAAAUAUGCUGUGUGCCAUUUCUGAUCAAUUUCCAGAGCUGCUAUUUACACCUAUGCAAGCAAUUCAGUGUUUUCUGUCAGAUCUUAGAGAUAUAGAUAUUCCACGAGAAAUCAAUAGAUGGUUUGAAGACAGUUUCUUAGGGAAGCCCUUAAAAGCAGUAAUACUGUCCAGGGAAUCAGAUGGGCAACUUGGUAUAGACUUAUAUGAUGGGUAUCAACAUAUAAAUCAAACAAUAAAAUUGCUACUUAAUGUUUAUGGAGAAAACCACUCCAAGAAAGCAUGGAGUGUGGAAAAGAAUCAGAGGUUAAAUCAGGCAUUCACUGUUCCUUUGAAAGAAAGCACAGAAAGCAACUGUUGCCACAAUGCAAUAAAUAAAACUAGCCUAGCAACACAUUCUGCAAACCAAACAGAUCACUUGAUGCAUCCCCAACGUGUAUAUGCCAGGAGUUUGAAACCAUCAAUUUGUUAUGAAGUUGAACCCAAACCAAAAAGCAAAGUGAAGAGGCCCUGUAAGUACAGACUUAAAAAUAAAAAUUGAAAAUUCACUCUUGGGUCUGCACACAUUCCUGAAGAAAGUGGCAUGGGCCCCAAAUCACAAAAGACAGUAAAAUUAUUUACCAAAGACUUAAGUCAAGUAGCUUCCCAAAGGCAGUUCAUCCUUCAUAGACCCCCGGUCACAAAGAUUCUUUAACCCCACAUUGACUUGAGUACCCAUGUUAAAGAGUCUGCACCCACUUGCUACCAUCCGGCCAAUUUUCACAUUCCACUUGCUGGGAAUGAAGAUGAAGUCAUAGGACUCAACAAUGUUCUAAAUGAAAGAACAAAUGGCCAGAAAAAGCAGACCUCCCUGAGACCUCUGGCGAGAGGUCAUAUAGAAUACUCUAGAGACCAUACCGUGUCCAGAGACAUCACAAAGGGGGUAUUGCUGCCAGAAUCCUUUGAAGUGGAAGUUCUUGAUCAUGGUAAUACUGCCAUAGUAAAUGGAUCUGAAGUUUAUUCAGUUAACAGGGAACUCUUAACUAUCCCCAGGCUGGGAAUACAUUCUUUUCUUCGUAGGAUAAAAUGGAAUGAGCCCACCAAAAUGUGUAAAGGCAAAAUUGCAGAUUAUUUUUCCUUGGGAGUAAUUAACAGAAUAAUUGCUUGUGAAUUUUUGAAGACACACGAUGAGAUGUGGGAAGUCAAUAUAACUUGUGGCGAUAAAUGUGUCAUCAAGAAGUUGCUGAGGUGGUCACCCUGUUCUAAGCUUCAAGAACUGGCAUGGCAGACACCCCAGGCAAUCUCUCACAAAGUUAGUAUCCUUGAGAACAGCCACUCAAAGGCAAGAAGAGUAAAUCUGUAUGAUGGUUCUGUGAUCUUCACACCACUCUCCCAACAAUUGGUAGAAAUUCCUACUGAACUGGUAAGAUAUGGACAGCUUGAAGAAGCCAAAAUGAUUUGUGCAUCAAAGACUGGGGGAUUUCACGUGAAGUUACUGAAAAAUCAGAAAACAUCAGAUUUAGCAUGAUUAAUUCCUAAAGAAGAUAAUUCCCCUUUUUUUAUCAAUGGAUAAUAUUAAAAAGGGUUAGAGUUCUUGUCAAUAUCUAAGAGAGAUUUAAAGUGGUACCAACCCAAAACAGAAGAGCAGUGGAUGCAUGAGAAAGUAUUUGGUUUUUUAAUAAAUUAUAGACAGCAUAAAGUAGUGCCUGUAAAUAAUACCAAGGUACUUAGUAGAGAGAUCAGAAGUAUUCCAAGACAAGGCAUGUCUCAUGAAUGGAUUUACUUUACAUAUUCUAAGAAAAUGAUCCUUGACUUCAUUAUGUGUUUAUUUGCCCAUUUGAAAAUGAGCAUUACUGCUCUGAAAUAUUUAGACGAUGCCUGGGAAGUGGAAAUGUUGGUAGAUGGCAUGUUGCUUUGUGGGUAUUUAAAUGUAACUACGUCUCUGGUGGAAGAAAACAAACUUCAAUCUUCAGGUACUGUUUUCAGUCUGGAGUCCCAGACUCUUUUGUCCUGGGUAAUACAGCCAUUUGUUUGGGCACCGCUCCAAAAUGGCAGGCGGUAUGGCAGUAUCGCCACUGUUGUCGAUGACCCCUCAGACUUCGGUGUGCAGCUAGAGGAUUUCUUUGAUACAGUACAAUACCUCUUUACCUUGCUUUCUGACUUACCAGAGCCCUUGAGAGCCUUGCUGCUAGAGCCCAUGAUUCCUGGUUCCAAUUGCCUGAUCAAAAGUGAGUUGGAGGGUCAGUGGAGCAGAGCAGAAAUUUCUCAAGUGUUGGAUCAAUUUUUACAUCUUGUUUUGAUUGACUAUGGACUUUCUGUUCAUAUACCUCACUCAGAAGCAAUAAAUCUUAAAUCUGUACCUGAGAAAAUUAUGAGUUUGCCAAAGCAGAGCUAUCCAUGUAGCCUGCAUGGUGUCUUACCUGCUACACGGAUGUGGAAUAAUGAAGCCAGGCAGUUGUUUCUAGAUUUCCUAUGCAAAUCAGGUUUAGUUUUUCAGUUUAGGGCAUAUGGUCCUGCAGCAGUAUUGGAAGUGGAUGUCAUUCACAAGAACGAUAGUGGAGCAGAUGUCUUGGUGGCGUCUGGUCUUGCCGUGCAUCCUAAGGAUUUAUCUGGUCCCAAUGGAAUUACUGCUACAGGAUCUAAACUACAGAGCCAUUCCAUAUGUCCACUGUUGGGCAAACACUGGAACAAAAAAGAAAAUAUUAAUUACAGCACCAGAAAACAAAAGUUGCAGAAAAAGAAACCUUUGAAGAGAAGAAAUGUUUCUAGGCAUCUCUUAAAGAAAAGUCACGUUAGUGAAAAAUUACAUUCUGGAAAUUUGAAACGGAGAAGAAAAAUCAUCAUUGGGAAACAGAACUUGCCAAGUACAGUUCUGUUUGAGAUAUGCAUAGCAGCUUUGUCUGAGGGAUGA
Messenger RNA from Chionomys nivalis (European snow vole), 6051 nucleotides. It is a transcript of the gene Tdrd15, whose product is annotated as tudor domain containing 15. Lineage: Eukaryota; Metazoa; Chordata; Mammalia; Rodentia; Cricetidae. The record is from RefSeq and is a predicted model, not a curated record.